CAGUAGCAGAAUUGAAUGUCUUGGAAGACAGCGAUGGCUUUUUCUUUAGAAUUUGAAUAUGGAGGCCACAGGGACAGAUGAAGUAGAAAAGAUAAAAUCAAAGUUUAUGUCUGCAUGGCACAACAUGAAAUACAGUUGGGUGUUGAAAACAAAAACUUACUUCAGUAGAAACUCUCCAGUCUUUCUGCUGGGAAAAUGUUACCACUUCAAAACUGAUGAAUCUGGUGAACUUUCUACAGGUGGGUCCAAUUUUGACAAAAUCAACGCAGAGAUUUCAGGAAACGUUGAGGAGUUCCGUAAAGAUUUUAUUUCUAGAAUAUGGCUGACUUACAGAGAGGAAUUUCCUCAGAUAAAGGGGUCUGCGUUAACAACAGAUUGUGGUUGGGGUUGCACACUGAGAACUGGUCAAAUGCUGCUGGCUCAAGGACUUAUGCUUCAUUUUCUUGGUAGAGCCUGGGUCUGGCCAGAUGCGUUGGACAUCGACAAUUCAGAUUCUGAAUCGUGGACAGCCCAUACAGUGAAAAAGCUGACAGCAUCAUUCGAAGCAUCGCUUACAGCAGAAAGGGAACCCAAGAUCCUGUCAAAUCAUCAUCGGGGAACGUUAAAGAGAAACUGUGAUGACAAUGAAAUGAGAAAUGAAGUUUACCAUAGAAAAAUAAUUUCUUGGUUUGGCGACUCUCCGCUGGCGGCUUUUGGUUUACAUCGGCUAAUAGAAUAUGGAAAGAAGUCUGGAAAAAUUGCUGGGGAUUGGUAUGGGCCUGCAGUUGUUGCACACAUUUUAAGAAAAGCUGUUGAAGAAGCAAGAGACCCUGAGCUACAAGGAGUAACAGUCUAUGUUGCUCAGGAUUGUACAGUCUACAGUUCAGAUGUUAUUGACAGACAGUGCUCUUUUAUGGAUUCUGGAAAAGCAGACACAAAAGCUGUAAUUAUACUAGUUCCUGUGAGACUCGGUGGAGAGAGAACAAACACGGACUACUUAGAGUUUGUAAAGGGAAUUUUAAGCCUUGAGUACUGUGUUGGUAUUAUUGGUGGCAAACCCAAGCAGUCGUAUUACUUUGCUGGAUUUCAAGAUGACAGUUUGAUUUACAUGGAUCCUCAUUACUGCCAAUCUUUUGUAGAUGUCAGCAUAAAGGAUUUCCCUCUUGAGUCAUUCCACUGUCCUUCUCCCAAAAAGAUGUCAUUCAAAAAAAUGGAUCCGAGCUGCACGAUAGGAUUUUACUGUAGAACCGUGCAGGACUUUGAGAAGGCUUCCGAAGAGAUAACGAAG
Molecule: messenger RNA, 1267 nt
Organism: Leptosomus discolor (cuckoo roller)
Lineage: Eukaryota; Metazoa; Chordata; Aves; Leptosomiformes; Leptosomidae
Source: RefSeq, a predicted model, not a curated record